ACUGGAAGAGCGGGCGGAAGUACGCGGUGAGCGAGGGAAGACGCCUCCACCCUCUCUGCCGCAAGAAGUGACGUCAUCGCGUGGGAGGAAAAUGGCGAGAAGAGAGGGCCUGAGAAUGCCUCCACUCUGACCGGGCGUGAGAAAUGGCCGGAAGUACCUUCGAUUCCCUCAUUCAAGCAGUAGAGGCUCUGGAGAAAAACGAGAGCAUCUACUUAAAGGGUCGCCCAAGGGAUUUCCUCCCACAUUGGAUCACGAUGGAACUGCACAGAAAGUCCAUGCUCAGUUUCUUCCAUGGUUACAGAACACAGGCCCCAGACCAGGAAGGCAUCUUGCUAAAGAAGGGGACCCGAAACCUCAGCUACCAGCGCCGAUGGUUCAUCCUCCAAGGAAACCUCCUCUUCUACCUAGAACACCAGACCGAUCAUGCACCCCUGGGCCUCAUCCCGUUGGAGAACUGCCAGGUGGAGCUACACCUUAAGGCCACAGAACCCUAUGCCUUUACCAUCCUGACUCCUGGGGUGGGCGGGCCUUCAAGCUGGCUGCAGAAACCCAGGAAAAGCUGGAGACUUGGCUGUGGGCACUGGCUGGUGUGAGCUGGAGGUGGCUGGUUGGGCUGCUGCCCCCACUCAAGACCUAAUACCGGGAGCUGUGCCAGGCAGCUGGCCAAGAACCCAUCUCAUCCCCAGAGGACAGUGGCUUUCUAGCCACCAUGAGUACCCGCUCCAGCUUCCAGGAGUUGCAGAUCUGGGUGCUGCAGGUGGUACAUAGAGAGCUCCAGGCAGCCAGUGACGAUGGAGACAGCACAUCCCAGGCAAAGCUGGAGUGGGAGCUCAACCAGUGUCUGAUGAGUGACUUGAGAGAUGGACCCAAAGCCAAGAGAUACCUACUUGCCAAGACAGCAGACUGCUUCAACAGAGACCCAGGUCCUGGCUCCGUCUCUCCCUCCCUCCCUCAUCCUUACCCUACCCCAACCCCCAUCAAGUAACAAGGCAGGAGACAGACCCA
This is a messenger RNA of Rhinopithecus roxellana (golden snub-nosed monkey), 1005 nucleotides long. Its product is annotated as sesquipedalian-1-like. Gene Ontology annotation, cellular component: recycling endosome; trans-Golgi network; early endosome. Gene Ontology annotation, biological process: receptor recycling; retrograde transport, endosome to Golgi; endosome organization. The record is from RefSeq and is a predicted model, not a curated record. The coding region runs from base 144 to 593 and encodes 149 amino acids. NCBI's taxonomy places the organism in Eukaryota, Metazoa, Chordata, Mammalia, Primates, Cercopithecidae. The transcript has 2 exons.